AUGAAGCGGGCAGGUGAUUUUCAGCCAAGCGGCAAAGGUGAGGGCAAAUCGCCGUCCGAUCAAGGUACACGUGAAGAACCACAGCCGUAUAGCGAUAAGCAGGAGAAAGAAGAGCACCCUCCAAAGCGGGCUCGUCGGCAACCUUCCGACGAGGGCGCGGCAGUUGAGCUGGAUGGUGCACAGCACCCGGGCGACGAAAAGGAUUCUAAGUUGCCACCUGAAGAAGUUGCAGCAGACAAGAAAUCCAAAGGUUCUGAAGGGGCAGGGGAAGAGCAGGCGGAGGCGACAAGAGUGUUGGCGGAUGAUGACCCUCCAGCGGAAGAGACCAAACCGCGUGCAGCACCUGUUGCUGUGCCAACCAGAAGCUUUGCAACCAUGUCUUUUCCUUCACAACUAAUGACGCUCCUCCAGAAAAAUGUCAAUCCCGAUGCAAUAUGGUUUCUUCAGGGAGGUGAAGCAAUUGGGAUCAACGCCAGUCGCAUUGAGCAGGUGCUCAAUGAGCACUUCCGCGGCAUGAAGUAUAGCAGUUUGGUUCGCAACUUAAACAGAUGGGGGUUUCGACGGAUUUCUCACGCGUCUCUAAAGGAGAAAGACAGAGGAUACCACCACUUGCUCUUCCAGAAAGAUAAACCACAUUUAGUCGAGCGAAUGAAGAGGGACAGCAAUGCAACCGAAGUAGUAAGGCAACUUGAUCUUGAUGCCAACCCAGGUGGUCAAGCAUCCGACAAGGGCCCGUCGCGGCCAACGGAGGCAGUGUAUGAGUCUAACCAAUCUUCCACAAUGAAUAGAGCUGGCUCAAGUAGCAGGCCCGGUGUACCACAGCAGCAAAGACAUGGUGUUGCUACCGGGGGCGCUACUCUCUCGUCCGUGCGUGCUCCUCUCCUGAUGCAAGGUUCACUGGACCCUCAGCAACGCAUGGCCUUAAUGCAGCAGCAACAGCAAAUAGAAUGGCAUCGCCAACAACAGGCUCUCGCAGGCGGUCUCUACAAUUGGAGCUUUCCCCAAACUCUGCCGUCGGCAUCUCCACUUGCUUUUGGUCUGCCGCAACAGAGGACUGCGGCCUCUUCGUCUAUCCCAACGCGCAGCGAUGCUGUUUCCAACGUCGUUCGGCAUCCGUCGGCAUCCGACACGGAAGAGGCCCCAGAGGUGAAUGAGGAUCAGAAGAACAACCCUUCCUCGAUUUCAGAUAGAUAG
Messenger RNA from Seminavis robusta, 1194 nucleotides. The record is from the annotation of a GenBank genome assembly. NCBI's taxonomy places the organism in Eukaryota, Bacillariophyta, Bacillariophyceae, Naviculales, Naviculaceae.